UAAAGUAGUUUUCAAUAUUAUUUCAACACCUAAACUUUCUAACCGCGUGGGUCCCACAUUUCUCAUCCUGAUUUCUUCAAAACUUUCUUCUUCUUCUUCUUCUUCUCUAAUAACCAAAACAAAUAUGGGAAAUUUUUGGAGUAAAAGGCAACAAAAUCACCACCACCACCACCACCACCCUCCUCCGCCGCCGCCGCCGUCUUCUUCUAUAGCUCCGCCGUUUCCAACUCUUGCUCCACCACAACCACAACCACCCCACCCAACCUACUCCCUUCCUCCCCCUUCUCAAAACCCUUAUCCUUUUCGACCUCCUCCUCCUCCACCACCCCACAACUACCCACCUCCUUCCACCUCCUACUACCACUUUAGUUUCAGUCAUACUAGACCUGUACUCUAUCAAAAUCAUUAUCCUCCUUAUUAUCAUCCUCAAACUAAUAAUGGAUGGCUUGGGCUUCGACCUCCUCCUCCGCCGCCUUUGCCGGAGGUUCCGUAUGUAGAUCACCAAAAUGCGAAGAAGAUUCAGAACGAUGUUAAUGUUCAUAAGGAUACAAUAAAGGUUCAAGUUGAUGAGCUCAAUAAGGAUUCCCAUUUGGUUUCUUUUACUUUUGAUGCCCUUGUUGAUGGAAGUAUCACCAUUUUCUACUUCGCGAAGGAAGGGGACAACUGCAAAUUUAGUCCAGUAUAUCCUGAAAUCAAGCCUGUUAAAAUACCAUUUAAAAAAGGACUGGGCCAAAAGUUUUGCCAGCCUUCAGGAACUGGAGUUGACCUUGGCUUUUUUGACGUUAAUGACCUUUCAAAGCCACUCCAAGGAGAAGAAAUUUUCCCGCUUGUUAUAUCAGCAGAGUCAUGUCUGCCAUCUAUACCACCGGCUGAAAAUUAUAAUGGCAAAUCACUGGAUAAAUCUCCCCAUUCACAGAUAACUGAAGCUGUGCUAGUGAAGAAAAGUAAUGAGGAUCAUUUUCAAGUGAAAGUGAUCAAGCAGAUUUUAUGGAUUGAAGGAGUUCGCUAUGAGUUGCGAGAGAUUUAUGGGAUUAACAAUUCGGAUGAGACUAACGUCAAGGAUGAUGAGUCAGGAAAAGAAUGCGUAAUUUGUAUGACAGAGCCGAAAGACACGGCAGUUUUGCCAUGUAGACAUAUGUGUUUGUGCAGUGAGUGCGCCAAAGAACUGAGGCAUCAAUCAAAUAAGUGUCCCAUAUGCCGUCAACCCAUUGAGGAACUUCUGGAGAUAAAAGUCAACGAAGCGGCAUCAUAAGCUUGGGUGUUGUGUUGCGACAGCCAGAAUUGUAACAAGCCAAGGUUUGGUUUUUGGUAUAAUUUUCAGCCUGUGAUUGUAUAGCACAGAGAUUGUACAUAAUACAGUGUGAAUAAUACCAAGUUUUUGCCAACAUUUUCAUCUUUUUCUUCAAAGGAAAAUUUAGACACA
Capsicum annuum is the source of this 1423-nucleotide messenger RNA. RefSeq names its product probable E3 ubiquitin-protein ligase LUL4. The record is from RefSeq and is a predicted model, not a curated record. Gene Ontology annotation, molecular function: ubiquitin protein ligase activity. The transcript has 4 exons. Lineage: Eukaryota; Viridiplantae; Streptophyta; Magnoliopsida; Solanales; Solanaceae. Gene Ontology annotation, biological process: protein ubiquitination. Bases 125 to 1252 code for a protein of 375 amino acids.